AUGUUGAAUACAAUUCUUGCUUGUCAUCGUAUUUUUUGUGGUCGAAGUUCAAACAUACGUUCUGUAAAUGCGACAGUCAACAAUGGACUAUCAUCGGAAGUACAUAAUUCAAAUAGAAUAAAAUUAUCUCUACCACCUGAAGACGAAAAAAUAUCGAAAAAAUAUUCGUCAUCAGGUUCACUAAUUAUUUCCCAUACGAACACUCACGUAACAGAUAAAAUCAUUUCAACACCAAAUCAAUUAUACGAAAUUCAAUGUGGCAUCGAUUUAGAUCGUUUAGCGAAAGAAUAUCUUGAAACAAUAAAUGAAUAUCGCUGUCAUCUAGGAUUCAUAUCACUUGAACUUUCUAAUGAACUUACACAUCGAGCAGUUUAUCGAGCGACUCAAUUAUCUAUUCAAGAUCACACAGAAAAUACCAAUCGAUCUGAUCUUAUUUAUAAUAAUGAACCUAUUGGAGAAACGUAUGAAAAUUUUUUUACAACGAUUUCAAAUAGCUCGUUAACUAUAUUUAACCUACAGAGUUAUGUCUUGUCGAGUACCGAUUAA
Rotaria sp. Silwood2 is the source of this 546-nucleotide messenger RNA. The record is from the annotation of a GenBank genome assembly. NCBI's taxonomy places the organism in Eukaryota, Metazoa, Rotifera, Eurotatoria, Philodinida, Philodinidae.